GACACUUGAUGUUUUUGGUUUGUUUUGACGUUUUUAGUGUACUUUAAACUAAUUUUUAAUUAGCAAGUAAAUUAAUAAUUAUGAACAUUAAUUUUCGUAAUAGAUUAUAAAGAGAUGCACUAAACUAUGUAUGCGUAGAUAUAUUUUAAAAUUAACUGUGUUUAUAGCUUCGUAUAUCGAAUUUGUUUGAAAUUUCUACAGGAGACAAUAAUGGCAGAUAAUCUAGUGCUAGAUUGGCUGGAUGAAUUCGAAGCAUUAACAGAAAGUGAAAUUCACACGUAUUCUACAGAACAAGAACAUAAUCAUGAAGUUAUGAUAGCACUGUACCACGUUUUAUCUGAACCACAAAAAUACAAGUCUGAUCAUCUAAUUGAUGGAAUUUGCCAACAGUUGCUAAAUUUUUAUAGAUCCGGGGAGGCUCAUUUAAGAAGAUUUACUAUACAGUUUAUUCCUACUUUGGUCUUUUUACAUCUUUCAGAUAAAUCUUAUUCUGCUAUCCAAACUUUAUUAGUGAGUUUAUACAAUUUAGAAGUAAUCGAUUCAAAAGGUCAACCUAGAACUGUUUCCUUUCGAAUCCCUAGUAUCGCCCAAUCUUCAAUAUACCACGAUUCCAGUAAUUUAGAACCAGCUUUCAUAGCUGAAAAUUCCUUGCGAAGAUGGGAGGAAUGUAAUACGAAAUUAGUUAGUUGGGGUCCUCUACCUCAAGUGGAUUGUCUCAACGCCCAGAAUAGACAAAGAGUCGUUACGGCUCUAAUUUUCCUAUACAAUCAACAAAUAUCCAACGUUAUCAUCCAAGGUAUAGAGCAAACUUGUAGAGGAAUAUCCAGGUUAGUAUCCCAAGGAUUCAACAACACUUCGGAAAGCAAUAGAAGUUCCUUAGCCAGUGAUAGUAGUAUACAAACAAGUUUAAGACCAAGAAUACCGGUUUCGAGCCCAUUAUUAGUUGAAUUGCUUCAUAUUAUUUACCAUGCAGCUGAACGAUGUGCCGUUGGGGCUGUUCAAGCCCUCCACGACGUUAUACAUAGAGCUAAAUAUGAAUCAUAUGCAGAGGUGUUGUUAGCUGCUAAUGCGAUUAAAAAUCUCCUCCAAAACUCGCCUUCGAUAAGUGGAGUUACCCCAAGACCGUCUCAUACCCACAGUGUGUCAAAAUCUAUGAUAACAAAUGCGUCGUUUAGAACGAAAAAACUUCCAGAUGACAUUCCCAUCCAAGACCCCAAUCAGACCGUACUAGGCGAAGCCGGUUUGGAUUCGAUAACCGAAGAACAAGAAGAUACGGAAAAAUCGAAAAGUAAAGGGGCCCUGAAGCAUUUACCGAAGAUACCAGGCAUCGGUAAGAAGCACAAAGUGAAAAAUAAUCCGCAAGGGGAUCAGAUCGAUAGCGGAGAUGCCCAUAACGAAAAUUUUAUGAAUGAUACUAACCAUUCUGUUCACGUUAGCGCCGUUUAACUAUAUAUAAAUAUUAAUAACAAUGCUCUAGAUUCGAAGAAAGGUUUUAAUAUUUUCAUAUUACGAUACGUGGAAAUUUUUAGGGUCUGAUAUGAAGAAAGGCGCAUCGACGAAUACUAUUGGAUCAGAGAGAGAAAUAACUGGAAGGAUUUUCUAGUACAAGUACGGUGAGUCGAUUAAAUUUGUAUUAAAUCACAUUUUUAUGUAUUUAAAACAUUGAGUCAAGUAAUUGUUAUGAAACAAAAAUGUUUUGGUUAAAAUAUAUGUUGGACAAACAAUUAGAUUGUUUGAAUAAAGUAUUAACGUACAUAUAUAAUACUAGGAAAUCGAUUUUGGGGGAAAUUGUAUUUUUAAGGGAAAAUGCAAGUAGGAAAACAAUUUUUUUUUAAUAUAAACAAUUGUCAUUUUUUAAAUACCUACAGAAAAUAAUAGUAUUAUUCAACAAUAAUAAAAAUCUAGUAGUUGAUUUAGCCACCGAUUUAAAAUUUUAUAAACAAAUCAAAAACUUGUUCGUAAAAUGAAAAAAUGUGUCAACGAAAAGCUUUUGGAUAUACAAAGCAAAGUAUGUGGAUGAAAAAUAUCGAUUUUCAAGUUUUUCUUUGAUCAUUUUUCGCUUUAUUAUACCAUGCGGUUGAUAAUUUAUGAUAUUGCAAUACUAAUUUUAAUAGUUGGCUAUUACCUUCUACAUAGCAAUCGUUUAUAAUUAAAAAAAUUAAAAUUAUUAGUAACUUGUAUUAUUUUUUUGUUAUAAAAACCUUUCUUCUAAUUAAUGGGGUGGUAGAAAUACUUAUUUUUUCUAUAAAAGUGUACCUCUUUUCAAAAUUUUGAAUGUUCCUGUUUAUAUUAAUCGAAUUAUGGAUAUUCGAAAUGUUUAAAUGAAUUUUUAUCUUAUUUAUUUUACAUUGAUGUGAUUUUUAAAAAUUUAUGAAAUCAAUCGUUAAUUUAUUAAUAUUUCUUGGUAUUAUUUAUACUUUUUGGAACAUACUAUAUAUAAAUAAACAUAAAUUUAUUUAUUUUCUCACUUUUUAGACCUUUUUAGCAUUAUUUUUAGUUAUUAAAUGUGAUUUUAGAUCUAUUUUAUUAAAUAGUGUGUCUUUUUUGAAUUAAUAAUGAUUUUUGACCUUUAAGAUAAUUAUAGUAAAAGCAAAAACAUUCUAUUUAUUAAAAUUAAUGUGAAAUCAAAAACGUUUUUUCAAUAAAAUUGAAAAUUAUACAUAAAAUUAUUUAUGAAUAUAUUGUUACAUUUUUUUUCUUCGAGAAUUGUGCCUAUAUACUUAAAUUUUCCUAAAAAUAAUUCGGGUUUAUUCAAUUUUAAUUAAUUUAAUCGUUUUAUGAUAUUCUAUCGAAGUUCUAGUCAAAAAUAACCGAUUUUCAAAUAGUGGGACAUUUGAACUACUUACCUUGUUUUGAAUAUUUUAUAAUGAUAUAACAUUUACAUAUAUUAAUUUUUUUAUUUAAUAUUUGUUAUAUAAAAAGAAAAUUUUAUUAAUUUCAAUUCGUGUUUCAUUUAACUUGCCUAAAUGUAAAAUUCUAGAUUUCUAAGCAUUAUAAUGACUAGUUAGAUUUCCAUAAUUGAAUAUAUCAUUAUAAUAUUUCCUAAAAACGUUACUAUUCAUUGAUUUUCCAUUUUUUCCUGUGCAAUUUUUAACAAAAAUUUCGAUUUCUUUUCGUUAGUUCGAAUUUUUCAGUACUAACACCUCAACUAACGAUCACAGCAUCUAAAAACGUAUAAUUGUGUAUCUCACCUUUUUUUCAUUAAUUUUUCUUACACUAUAUUACUGAAUUUUCCAAAUAUUUGAUACAAAUCUAAUUUUUCUUCAGCUUUUUUUAAAACUUUCCUAAUAAUUUCGUUUUAACGAAUGAGUCAUUGAUAUAUUAUGAUGUUGAAUUAUUUUCUUCUUUUUCUUGUAAAACUAUAAAGCCUUGUUAGGUUAUAUAUUCAUCUAUUAAUUAGGAAACGUCUAACUGUCAAAUUAAAUUUCAAUAACAAAUUUUUAUUAUUCAAUAAAUCAUCAAUAAUUUAUUUUUUUUUUAAGUGUAAUUAAAAAUUUGGGCAGGAAAUUUCGAAAAUAAAAACGAGUUAAUUAAUCAAAAACGAUAUAAUUCGUAAAAGUAACUGAUGACAUUUUUUAUAAGACAGAAGUAAAAGACGUCAUUUAUUUUCAUAUAUACGAGGUUGGUUCGAAUAAUACAGUAAUUAAAUGCACUUAUUUAGAAUGUUAAUAACAAAAAUAAAUGUUUAGCAAACUUAUAAUUUAUACGAAAUAACUCGAUUGGAUAAAAAAAUUCGAAAGUUUAUGUUAAUUAAAAUACAUUUUGACUAAUGUGUAUUUGUAAAUUGUAAAAUAGUCUUAGGUGUUUGUUAUUAAUAUAUUGGUGUAUAGCCAUGGUUAUGGGCGAGAUCUGUUGUAUCGUUGAAUAAAACAUCCUUUGAAUGAA
Diorhabda sublineata is the source of this 3885-nucleotide messenger RNA. RefSeq names its product hyccin (gene Hyccin). Gene Ontology annotation, cellular component: plasma membrane. NCBI's taxonomy places the organism in Eukaryota, Metazoa, Arthropoda, Insecta, Coleoptera, Chrysomelidae. Gene Ontology annotation, biological process: protein localization to plasma membrane; phosphatidylinositol phosphate biosynthetic process. The transcript is spliced from 5 exons. The coding region runs from base 211 to 1446 and encodes 411 amino acids. The record is from RefSeq and is a predicted model, not a curated record.